AUGAAUCGCAUGCCUCCCCCGGAAGCGCACCACGCGCAUGCGGGUCCGCAUACAUCAUACGAGCCCUCAUGGCGCCCUUCAUACCCUCCAACUUUCGAUAACCACGCCUCCGACUCCCGCCGCCCCUCCGCAAACCCCCAGACAGCUCUACCUCCACAGCCAUCAGGAUACCCCGUGAUGCCCAACCGUGAGCUGCCACAGUUAACAUCGGAAGGCCCGUAUGGUCGUCCCAAUGGCCAUGGCCUGCCCCUGCAUGCGCCCGUGCAUUCCCCCCAGGACCCAAUUCCCCCUCACCCGAACUUCCACCAGCCGAUGAAUGGCGCGCCGAACGAAGGCUCACCUGAUUAUCGCGCUCGUAUGGGAUAUCCUCCCCCGGAUCAGAUUAACAGCGCUGAACAUACACCCGUUUCGGGCGCUCUGCCUCCUGCUUCACAGUUCAUGACGCCCGUCGCCCAAAUGGCGAGUGCUACGCCGCCUGCCGGGUAUGAUCAGGCAUUUUACCAAAACCAAACGUUUGGAGCACGCCAGCGUAAGGCAAAUAGGGCUACGCAGGCUUGUGAUCAAUGCAGAGCUAGGAAAGCAAAGUGUGACGAGGGACGACCGAAUUGCAGCCACUGUAAAGAGAACAAUCUUGGCUGUGUCUACAAAGAGGUGCCACCGCACAAGCAAGAGAAAACUACUCAGCUGGUAUUAGAUCGACUCUCCCAGAUAGAGAGCCGUAUGGAGGAGCGAGCCAACCGCAUCGAUGAGCAUCUCGCGAAAUGGCGAGAUCAAAUGCAAGAGCAAAUGCGCCUCAACCUGGCUAAAGAGACUAAACAUCCACUUCCGACUGUCCAAGAACGUCCGGCCCUCCCACCACCACCGCCACCAGUCAUCAAGCAGGACCCGCCUCUCAAAACAGAGAUGCCCCAGACCCAGGCCUCACCUCCAAAAGCUUUUGACCCCGGGAGUCAGGAUGUAGGCGCUUCGAACUUUGGGCCAAAGCUUCCACCCAUGGACCCGAGGCUCGACCAGAAGGAGGCCGAGGGAGAGCUCUCCAUCCCAGUAGAGCACACCACUGCAGCUCACAAGCUAUUGAUGUGGCCGUCAAUUAAGAGGCUGCUACACCCUGAGAAAUAUGACGAGGGCUAUGUGAUGCGGCUGGAAGAAGAGCGUGGUCUCAUCAGCAUAUACGGCCAAGGCGAGAUCUCAUACACUGCCGAUGACAGUCAAUUACUAAUGGAUGGCGACUCCAAAGGUGCCAGACCCGAUGGGAAUGGCGCAGGACCGGAUGCCAAUGUUGACAUCGAUGAAUUUGGGAACAUGAAGCUGGAUGCUGCGACUGCUCAGCGCUACUAUGAGAGCUACCUCGCGCACAUGUUUAAGCUGCACCCAUUCCUUAUAGAAGGUGAACUUACAAUCAAGGUCCGUAACUUCAUCCGAAGCUAUUGUCGCCCGAAUAACUCACCACCGAGUUCGGCUUCCAAUUACACACGACCAGCUCGUGAUGGGCCGCCACCAGCCAAAAGGAGGCGGUCAAAUGAAAACCUGGGUGUGCGUGGCGAGUUCAUGGAGACUAUCUCCAACCCGCUGCGGCCACGAGUCGGUAAAAAUAUUGACAACGCCCUGGUCCUGCUAUGCCUGGCCCUCGGAGCUAUUUGCGAAGCUCCUGCCCCUCUCCCUGGGCCUAUCAUGGACAAGAAGAUUGACUAUCUCAGCCAGCCUAUUCCUGCUCCGCUGCCACCAUUCGGCCCCCCGCCGGCUGCAAAUGCGACAUACAUUACCAAUGCCAAUGGUGUGCUUUCCCCCGCAAACUCUGACUCGGCGGGCAUACCGAUGUCAUUUUCGAAUUCUCUUUAUACCGUGCCAACUCAGCCUCCCAACCAAUCUUUCCCCAGCAGUCCGUUCAACAAACGCAUUGAAGGCCUGUCAAGGAGAGAUGUGACAAACGUACGGGAUGAGCAAGGGAACACGAGGAACUACCAGGUCAUUCCUGGUCUGACUCUCUAUGGAUACGCGACCUCAAUAUUGGGCUAUCUGCAGGGUGGCAAUGAGCUAGAACAUGUCCAAUGCGGCUUGCUUGCUGGUCUUUAUGCCGGCCAGUUGGCCCAUCCUUUCCAGAGCCACAGUUGGAUUUCUCAGGCCUCAAGGGCUUGCCAAGUUCUUGUGAGAACCAAGCGAUAUGAGCGGCUCGAAGAGGGGGCUACACAGGACUUGUACAACUUCGCUUACUGGACCUGUCUGCAACUAGAGAGCGACCUUCUCGCAGAGCUGGAUAUUCCAGCGAGUGGCAUCUCCCGUUCCGAGGGUCGGAUGGCUAUUCCAAAAGGAAAAUGGACUAUCGUUCUACCGAACGAUUUCACCGCACCCGAAACGAUGAUGAUGCUGUUUUAUUCUGCCCAAAUUCAUCUACGCAAAGUCUUGAAUCGAGUUCAUACAGACUUAUAUAAGGUCGAAAAGCAAGGCCAGACACGAUGGUCGUCCACCGUUCAAGAGGCUCUAAGCCUAAACCUCGACCUCUGGCGCGACAGCCUACCACACAGCAUGCGGUGGAGCGAAAAUGAUCCCCCAGCAGACGAAAUCAACGCUGCUCGCAUGCGUGCCAAAUAUUACGGUGCCCGGUAUAUUAUCCACCGACCUCUUCUCUACCACGCACUGCAUUACGGCUACACAGGUGCCCGCGUUGGUCCAGUCGGCCAGUCUUUAGUGGACUCGCCUACUUCGCAACAAUUGUCCCCCUCCAUCCAACACAGCGCGGCUCGGGCUCCGAGCAUGGCGCGUAUGUCGAGUGAAAUGGGCUCCAUGCCGGCCGCAAUGUCCACUGACUGGCAGCCCCCUAAAGUCCGUUUCCACGAACUGCCGAAGAAGCUGCAAUAUGCCUGUGAGGUCUGCAUUAGAUCGGCUAUCAAGAGCACGGAGGCUUUUGACGGUGUACGCGGACAUCGGUUGGUCGUUACCAACAUCUUCGGCACUGCCCAUGCGCAAUUCGGCAAUAUGCUCGUCCUAUCUGCAACUUAUAUGUCAAGUCUGAAAGAGCUUGUCGAUCGAGACCAACUCGAUCGCCUCCUCGUUCGCACCAUUGGCUUCCUCAUUCAAAGCGAAAAUAUAUCCCCCACCCUCCGCGCUGAUGCUCGCAUUCUCAGUGAGAUCUACAAGAAGAUCUUCGAUCGUCCUCCUGACUUGCAGCAAGCUACCAAAGUGACCAGCCAGACUCCCAGUCUGAGUAGUCACACUCCAAGCCUGAGCAGUCACACUCCAAGCCUGAGCAGUCACACUCCAAGCCUGAGCAGUCAAACCACCAGCAUGAGCUUCCCUUAA
This is a messenger RNA of Penicillium egyptiacum, 3297 nucleotides long. The record is from the annotation of a GenBank genome assembly. Lineage: Eukaryota; Fungi; Ascomycota; Eurotiomycetes; Eurotiales; Aspergillaceae.